Molecule: messenger RNA, 669 nt
Organism: Dujonia railenensis
Lineage: Eukaryota; Fungi; Ascomycota; Pichiomycetes; Serinales; Debaryomycetaceae
Source: the annotation of a GenBank genome assembly
AUGCCUCCAUGUUUGACUUUUGUAAAGAUCAACCAUAACUCAGUAAUACCUGUCAGAAUUCAUGUUAAUAGGAAGAGACUUCUCUCUUCAAAAUUGUUUCACUCCGCCAUAGACCUGUCGCAUAAGUCGAAAGCCUUGCUUACCUUAAAAAAAAUCAAUUUCAUCCGGAUAUCCAAUAAAGAUAUCACCUCCCUAACUAGCUCCAUAAGCCAUGAUAUCUUGGAAUACCUCCUUCGUGUACCCAUCAGUGAAUUGGUGAAGUUGCUGUCCGAUGUCAAUACUGACAUUCCGGUGCCCCCAAACUCACUUUGCAUCGAUUUGAAUAAGUCAUCGUGGAAAUGUCACGUUGUAGUGCCAUUGAGAUUCGUGAUAAAACUUAGAUCAAACUUGCUUAUACCCUUGACAGAUGACGACUGGGCUCUAUUUAAUAAAGUAAAGAGUGAUUCCGGCGUUUCUACUAUUAAUUUAUUGGUGAAACACACAACAAUGCUGCCCCCGAAAAUCUUAAUAGAAGAAGAUGAGGAUGAUGCCUUUAAUGUGGAAAAGCAGGAUACCAAAAAGGAUUCUUUAAGCUACAAAUUCACUAGUCCUUCCGUAUUGACUAACCUAGGUAGGUUCUUGGAUAUCUACGUCUAUGAGAGGCCCCCCAGGACCGUACUUCCUCUGUAG